Molecule: messenger RNA, 5311 nt
Organism: Silurus meridionalis
Lineage: Eukaryota; Metazoa; Chordata; Actinopteri; Siluriformes; Siluridae
Gene: spag5
Product: sperm associated antigen 5
Exons: 26
Coding region: 314-5203 (1629 amino acids)
Biological process (GO): cell division; regulation of attachment of spindle microtubules to kinetochore
Source: RefSeq, a predicted model, not a curated record
AUAAUCCGCUCACUGGCGUUUUAAAACUUUACAGGAAAUCUCGUAGAUAAAGCGGUAACAUGAGCACAGAUUAAAAUCUGGAGCGGGUGUGGUUUUAUUUAGCAGUUUGACAUUUUGUAAUGCUAAUGAGUAGGCGCUCUCUGAGGCUGAAUCCUGAAUCAAACAACACGCACUAUCUCAGUGCACUACCCAGGGGAGAACACAACGCGCGUGCUCGCGUGUCCUAGUGCACUAGCAGUCCGGUGAGAGGAGAUUUGGGAUACAGCGCUAUCAGACCUGCUUCAAUUCAUUUCUCAAGUUUGCAGGAGGAGUAAUGUCGGGUAUCAGAGCGCCUCACACUGUAAGGUGUGAGCGAGCUCCACUGCGUGAUGUACAGAAUGAGAGAUCAGCACUGCAGCAGACUCCGCCCACUGUUAAAGUGUGUGAGAAAGAGAAUGUCUCCGACUCGUCCUUCAUCACAGACUCUGAUCUACACCUGUGCAGAAGUGAGACUAACACAUCAAACAUCACCUUCAAAUCCUUCACCUGUUCCGGGGGGGUGGUGGAGAUUUCAGACAGGUCUGAUCUCCCAUACGAAUCUGAUUUCUCUCACGAAUCCGAUCUCAUUCCUAAUGAGUCGACACACACUUUUAAUAACACCACCGUGACACACGAGGACGCUGAGGGCCAACACCAGGAUCAUCCAUACUGCACACAUCCCAGCCACAGCCAGCAGGAGGAGCUCCAGGACCACCUCACCUUUAAAUCCUUCACCUGUCCUGGAGGAGAGGUCCAGAUCAAAGUGUACAACUCGAUCCUACACCAUGAGUCGGUUCUCGAUAACGGUCCAAAUGUGGAGAAUCCAACACAGAGGUCCGACAGUGAGGAGUGUGAGGAACAUACAGAGCUUCCCAGCUGUCAUUUUGAUCAUCUACACUGUAACCCUCAAACAUCUGAGCUGAGAUCUGUGAAAAUGGAGGGUGAUGGUGAUGAGUCUGCGACCGACGAGUUUAUCUCCAAAAACUUUACAGAUGUUACUUUUAAAUCCUUCACCUGUCCUGGAGGAGAAGUUGAGAUCACAGAGGAAUCACUCCUGGACAACGUAUCUCACAUUGCUGAUUAUUCAGAAGUGCAGAAUCUCCAAAGUGAGACUUUCGAGGAGCACACUGAGCUUCCCAGCCGUCUUUUCGAUCAUCUGUACUGUAACACUCAAAUCUCUGAGCUGAGAUCAGGGAAAAUGGAGGAUGAGGAUGAUGGUGGGUCUGUGAACCAUCCAUCCAUCACCAUCUCCAAAAACUACACAGAUGUUGCCUUUAAAUCUUUCACCUGUCCUGAAGUUGAAAUCGCAGAAGAAUCAUCAGUACAGGGAGAAUCGCUCGUGAAGAUUGGAUCGCUCCUCACUAAAGAUUUGGAGGUGCAGAAUCUCCUCAGUGAGACGUGUGAGGAGCACACCGAGCUUCCCAGUCACCAUUAUGAUCAUCCAUACUCUAACGACAAAACAGCAUCUACACAAGUAGAUGUUUCUGCUACACACUCCUCUCAGCUAGAUGCUACUAAUCCAGGAGGAGUCGUUACUACAAGAGAGUCUUCCAGUGUUCUGAACAUCUCCACUGCAGAGGAGUGCUCCUCAGGAACUGGAGUGGAGAUCCAGGGCACAGAGAGAAUGAUCCACAUGUCCAUGCUCAUGCAGGACUUAAACAUCUCCCAUCAGUCCGUGUCUUUUCCUACCAGUGAGUUGAGUGAACAUGAUGGAAAAAGGGAAGAUGAUGAACAUGUUUAUGGUCACGUUGUGAGAAAUGAUCAGCCGGUGAUCGUUUCUGAGAAUAAAGCUCUCCUCAGUGUGCUGGUCUCCAAGUCUGGAGUUUUGGAAAGUUCAGAAAGUGCAGUGAGGAAACAGGGACCAGACAAUAUAAAGGCUGUUCCUGAAAGUUCUUCAGACCCCACAGAGGAGCAAAAGGUAGAUUCAAUCCAGCAGCAAGAUUCUGACCUGCAAACCUCCAAAAAUCAUGAAGAAAAUGUUCUCAAUGAUAAAAACACCCCAAGUAGGUGUGAUUUUGAGGAAGUGUUUCCACUGGACAAUGAUGACAUGUUUCAUUCAUCAGCCUUCCAAGUUAAUGGAGUUCCUGAGAAGUUUGUUCCUGCAGAGGUUACUGCUGAUAUUUCAACCCACGCCCAUCCAGAAAUCCUGCGUUCUGAAAGUGUAGAUGUGGAAGCUCAGAUGAAAAUGUGGAGCCACAUCAUUCUUUCUGAGCCUUCCACUGCUAAAAAUUCUGAGCUCUGGCUUCCAGAAAGUCCCAUUCAUCCUCCUCAGCUUCACUCCACCAUACUCACGGCACCUCUGACCCCGCACCCUGCCCCUGAUCGUGAGCUUCAGAAGGUCAUGAAGGACUUCUCGGCAGUGGGAGGAGGACCUCUCCAAGAUCAGCUCCGGAAAAUGGGCGAGCUCCUGAUCGCGGCCUCUGGGAAGAUCUCUGCCCCUGAAGACGUGGCACCGGUGCAGCAGCACAGCGCCUGUGUGUGGACCACACCCACGCGCCAGCAGGAGCGCAGCACCAACACCUCCGCCAUCAUGGAGGAGAGGAAGGAGAUUCACGUCGCUGAUGCCUGCACCUCAACAGACUCUCUGCUCUGGAGCAUGAGUCGUAGUAACCUGGAGUGCUUGUCCCGCUCUGAGCUGGAGCAGAAGAUGAUCUCCACCCUCAUCAUGGUGGAGGUUCUUUCUCAGCAGCUCAUGUCAGCGCAGACGCUCAGAGACAGACGUGAGCCGGGUCCGUCCAGUCUGAGAGACCGUCUGGUCCAGACGGAGCACACUGAGCUCAGCCCGACUGGGCCACACAGGGAGCUAUAUGUGAGUGCACUGGAGAGAAUCCGAAUUCUGGAGAUCGACCAGGAAACUGUUCAGAGUUUACACCAAUCCAUGCAACUCAUGAGUAACAGCAUGAUGAGUAUUAAAUCAGAAACGGAGGAGGCUCUCAGCAGCAUGAAGGAGCUCAAAAGCAUUGUUACUGAUGAUCAAGAAAUCCAGUCCCAACAGCUGGGACAGAUGAAAGCUCUCCUUGCUCACUGUAUGGACACACUGAAGAAGAUGGAGCAGAAGAACAGAAUGUGUGUGAAGGACAGAGAUGAUAUGAAGCAAAAGAUGGAAGAUGCUCUAAAAGAGAAGUCCACGGUGUUGCGGGUUCUGGAGCAGUUUCGUAUUCAUCACACAACACAAGUGUCUGAUCUCCAGCGUAACCUCGGAUCCCAUGGAGAAAUGACAGAUGCACUCACACACACUUACAAAGAGCUGGUGGAGCUGAACAGGAAUCACAUGGACUCUGUGACUGAAGCCAAUACACUGCUGAGAGAGACACUGAAGGAUCACACACACCUUUCAGCUGAGCUACACAGAGCUCAGCAGCUCCUCCAGAGGACAUAUCCGGUACUUCACACACUCCAGCACAGAGCAUCAUCUGCUUUACAGCAGAGUAUUACACACCAGGAGGAGAGAGACCGGGCUGUGGAGGACAGAGGACAGAUGGAGCAGCAGCUGUAUGACACUCACUCCAGCCUGCAGGAAGCCCAUCAGCAGAUCGCAGAUCUCCACACUCAGAUAACCAUCAUGAGUUCAGAGAUGGCGGUUCUGCGUGAGCAGCUGUCUGAGGUAGAGGAUGAACGUUCUCAGUUACAGAGGAAGAGUACUGAACUCUCUGCUACGGUUUCCUCUUCUCUCGCCUCUUACACUUUCCUGGAGCAAACACUCGCUUCCGAGACCAGCAAAUUGCAGCGCUCACUGCACGACACUCAGCAGGCCACUGAGAGAGCAGACAGUCUCCAGGCUGCCCUGGUUGUGUGUGAGAGGAGGGUGGGGGAGUUAGAACAGAUGUUGGAGCAGAGAGACCAUCUAAUCUCUGAACUCAGCACUGAAACGGAGAACCAGCAACUGCAGCUGCACAGACUCACACGAGUCCAAACUGAACUGUCUAACACCAAGGAGAUGAGUGAGUUCCUUCAGGCGGAGAACGAGAUGACCCGAGAGCAAUUGGCUGAGAGUGAGGGAUUGCUGCGUUCACACCUUCAGGGUCUAAGAGAGAGAAACUUGGAGUGUGAGGACCUCCGAGUGGAGAUUCAGCAGCUGCGUGUGGAGAAAGAGUGUGUGCAGCAGGAGCUGGUCAGUACUCGUGAUAAAGCUCGGCUCAUGCUGUUGGAUCAGGGAGAACAGCUGGCUCAGGCCACACUGGACACCUCUCUACUGCUGCAGCGUGUGUGUGCUCUCAACAUCAUCACACACACCACUGAGCACCACAACCACAAGAGUGAAGAUGGUAUGGUCCAGACUGACCCUUCAGCUGUUCCUCAGCCCAGCAGCUCGUUCCUUCACUGUGUCAUGAACGCCCUGACUGAAGAGCAAUCAUGUGCCUCAGAGCCACCGACUCUCCCAGAGGAAGAAGACCCAGUUGAGAGCAUGGGCAGCAGGAGCAGUGCCUUCACUCGGAUCACACCGUCUGAACUCCCAAACGGUAUCGAUGCGAAGUGUGGUACCACUCUGCUGGAGUUGUUAUCAUCUCUGGGUGAGAGUGUGUCGGUGCUCCACCAGGCCAUUGAGCAGCUGAAACAACACAAAGACUCUGAAAUACACACACUUCAAAAGAACAUCCGUGACCUGCAGGGGGAGAUGAAAGCGCAGAGUAACAGACAUGGAGAAGAGGAGGCGGAGCUUAAGAAGCAAGUGGGCCGUCUUAAAGGUCAGAUGGAGAAAGAUGCACAGGUGUUACAGCAGAAGACAAUGGAUGAGAAAGCUCUGAGAAAGUUGUGCAGUGAGCUGGAGGAGAAGAUGGAAGCAGCACAGAAACACAGAGUAGAGAAUAGUGAGCUGCGCAGGGAGGGGGCGGAGCUACGCCGGGAGCUACAGCAGUCACAGGUGGAGGUUCAGGCUUUGAGGGCGGAGCUAAGUUCCAAAGGCCAAUCAGCAGCCAGCAUGAAAGACCUGGACGACAAGAUCCGCCUCCUGAGAGAGGUGGAGAAGCUGAAGGCCAGUCUACUGGAGGUUGAGGAAUCCAGAUCGAGACUGCUGGAACGAGCAAAGAGACACCAAAUGGUGCAUGCGAUGAAUCGGAGUAAAAUGGAGCGCGAGCUUCAUCUGCUAGACGACAUGAUCGAGGUUGUAAGGAAGGCUCUCUCUGCUGUACCUGAUGUAGUAAACAGUUGUCCUGAGCUGCAGAAGUUGGUGGAGUAUCUCAGCUGAGUGAACUUCACUGACUAACUGCCUCUGCCUCAAUGUUUUAUCUGUUUCUGAUUCAAUUUUGUUAUAAUUGGAAUUAAAAAUAAAUAAAAACAUUUGUGUAUAAACAAA